CUCAGCGCACACGAGGUAGCAUUAGGUUUUCUUUUGUUAGAGAACAGUGUGAAAACAGGUUUGGUGUUUUAGGUAAAUAUUUCCAUGUUUUCAGUGAAAAUGUCUUCAUUUCAGCCUCAGAGAGAGUUUAUCAACGAGAAGGAAACUCCUGCUGGAGAAACAUUGACAGAGUUGAAAGAAAUCAACGUCAAGACCGAAGAAGAGAUGGAGGAUCAGCGCAGACUGAUGGAUUUUACCAGGAUACCGAAGAUCAUCUUACACCGGAUAGAUCUCUCACAACAUUGUGUGUAUAAAGAGGAGGAGGUUAUCAAUGAAACAGAACCACAGAGGAACCAACUCAUCUCUCAUGGGUCUCCAGAAGCUGAGAACCAGGAUCAGGAAGGAAGCAAUUCUGAAGACCCAGGAAAAAAGAGAAAGAAAGAACAGAAACAAAAGGAGAAAUAUGAGAAAACCAAACAGCAGAAAGGCAGAACUGACACAGACAAACAAAAGCACAAGAAAGCUCACCAAGGGCAAAAAUUAUAUUGUAAAAUUUGUGAUGAAACCUUUUCUAAAAACAGAUACUUGACGAGACGCAUGAUAACUCACACAGGAGUAAAACCUUUCACAUAUUCAACCUGUGGAAAGAGUUACAGUGAAAGAAGAACUUUAACUCGGCACAUGCAAAUUCACACAUGUGAGAAGCCUUUUUCUUGUGGAAUCUGUGGAAAAGGUUUCUCUAAAAAANNNNAUUUAAAUGUUCACAUGAGAAUACACACAGGUGAAAAGCCUUUUUCUUGUGGGACCUGUGGAAAAAGUUUCUCCAACAAAAGUUAUUUAAAUGUUCACAUGAGAAUACACACAGGUGAGAAGCCUUACUUUUGUGGGACUUGUGGAAAGAGUUAUAACAGUAGAAGUAGGUUAACUCAUCAUAUGAGGACUCACGCAGACUAGAAGCCUUACGAACGAAACACCUCAGAUCCAUAUUGGCAUCAGAUCCAAAGGAAAAUCUGGUCGGAUGAUGUAAACAGCAAGUAGAAAAUUUUUAAGUCAACAGAUUGUUGCCGGUUGCUAGUUAUUCAGUGUUACUGUGUCUUUCAUGUGAGGCCUACUGAGGUCUACUUUUGCCUACCAGCUUGUUUUCCUUAAUCCAGUUUUUUGUUUUACUUCUCAGCCAUUUUUGUGCUUCAGAUCCCCAUCAGUAUCCCGUUAGAUACUGAACUUAAAGAGGGCCACACAUUCAGCAGAAUUCAUUUCUGUGCAUUUCAGUUUUCAUGGAGUUCUGUACCAUGUAGAAUAAUUGAGUUUAGCUUUUACAUUUUGAUGUUUCCAUGUAUGACUGAAUGUUAAAUACUUUACAUAUUAAAGCAGUGAAAUGUUCUUGUUUUUCCUUAAAUAGAACUAUGUAUGUUUGGGAAAAAAUCUCAAAAAUAAAAUUGAUCUGGUCAGAUUUUAAUUUAGUGCUAACCAGAGAAUUCUUUAUUUUCCCAAAUUUUUGUCAUUGGUAUGCUUUGCUAUGAGAAGCAAAAUAUAUUAUUAAAAAGGAAUGUUUAAAAAUUCAUCAGUAUUUUGAGCAGAAUGUAUUUUUUAAUAAAUGUUGAUUUGAGUCAA
Poecilia reticulata (guppy) is the source of this 1590-nucleotide messenger RNA. NCBI's taxonomy places the organism in Eukaryota, Metazoa, Chordata, Actinopteri, Cyprinodontiformes, Poeciliidae. The record is from RefSeq and is a predicted model, not a curated record.